AUGGAUAUUGCCAUUCAGCACCCCUGGUUCAGACGUGCCCUGGGCUCCAUUUAUCCAGCUCGACUCUUCGACCAGUUCUUUGGCGAAGGCAUGUUCGAUUACGACCUCUUCCCCUACACUGCCUCCACUAUCAGCCCCUAUUACAGGCAGUCACUGUUCCGUAGCUUUUUGGAUUCUUCCAACUCUGGAAUGUCAGAGGUGAGGUCUGACAGGGAUAAGUUCACGGUCUACCUAGACGUGAAGCACUUUUCUCCCGAUGAGCUGAGUGUGAAGAUUACCGACGACUACGUGGAGAUCCAGGGCAAGCAUGGGGAGAGACAGGAUGACCAUGGUUACAUCUCUCGUGAGUUUCACCGCCGCUACCGCCUCCCAUCCAGUGUGGACCAAUCUGCCAUCACCUGCACCCUCUCUGCUGACGGCCUGCUGACGCUGACCGGGCCAAAAGUCGGUGGGGGGAACGAAUCCGGCCGGAGCGAGCGCAACAUCCCUGUCACUCGUGAUGACAAGCCCAACGCUGCUGCCUCUUCCUAA
This is a messenger RNA of Syngnathoides biaculeatus (alligator pipefish), 531 nucleotides long. It is a transcript of the gene cryaa, whose product is annotated as crystallin, alpha A. Gene Ontology annotation, molecular function: protein folding chaperone; structural constituent of eye lens. Gene Ontology annotation, biological process: lens development in camera-type eye; protein refolding; response to heat. The record is from RefSeq and is a predicted model, not a curated record. NCBI's taxonomy places the organism in Eukaryota, Metazoa, Chordata, Actinopteri, Syngnathiformes, Syngnathidae. The transcript is spliced from 3 exons. The coding region runs from base 1 to 531 and encodes 176 amino acids.